AUGGGCUACCCUCAAAACAGGGGCGUGCCUCAGCAGUACAUGGGCGUCCCCUAUCAGUACACGGGCGUCCCACAGCAGCAGGUAAACGUCCAUCAGCAUUACAUGGGUGGCCCCCAGCAGUAUAUGGGCGCUGCUCAACAUCAUACGGGCGUCCCUCAGCAGUAUAUGGGCGUCCGCCAGAAGCACAUGGGUGGGGCCCAGCAGCACGCGGGUGGCACCCAACAGCACAUGGGCGUCCCUCAGCCCGCCAUGCUGUAUCCGGUCCCACACCCACCUCCGGCCGGCACCACUGAGUCCAUUCUCCGAGAAGCCUGGCGGGUCGAGGGCUUUGCUACCGUCAACCCCAUGGAUUACCUCACCGUGGAUGGCAUCACAAAGGUCAUGGAUGCUAAGGUAGACCUACGGAACACCCUUCACCGCCCGACCACGAGUAUAUAUCGCCCCGAGGAACUGCCCUUGCUCAGUCGCUAUCGCAGCUUCGUAGCAGCCAAUGCCCUGGGGUUGCUCGUCCAGGAGCUGGACCACCAGCUCACGUGGCUCCGGGCGCGUGCGGAGGACCUCAUGAAGACGGAGGUAAGUCUGCGUAAGGAUAUCCCUAGGGGCUGGAAGGACUUCGCCAGGAGCCGUACACAGCCGAAGCGCGAUAGGGUCGUGAAGGCACCCAGGAAGGCCCGUACGGAGGCGGAGAAAUCGGGCAGCGACAAGGCCUCCGUCAUUGCGCUGGCGUCGCCUGGAUAUCCGGAUUCUGGGUAUACGUCGUCUGGUUAUAAGGCGUCGGAGGCCUCCACGGCGCUGGAUGUGUCGCCCGGCAUUCCGCAGUCGCCUUGGGAUACAGAGCAGGGGGACUUCACUGGGGUGGAUACGGCGUCCGGGUCGGGCACCUCAGCGCAGAUGGGGUCGAGGAGCAUACAGGAGGGUCCCGCGUGUAUUAUGCAGCAAACGCUUGGUCCCGACGUGGAUGCCGAGGUGGAUGCUGUGGAUUGGGACUUGUGGGUGGAUUUCGAGGCCGGUGAGAAGUCAAGGUAG
Molecule: messenger RNA, 1026 nt
Organism: Trematosphaeria pertusa
Lineage: Eukaryota; Fungi; Ascomycota; Dothideomycetes; Pleosporales; Trematosphaeriaceae
Exons: 2
Coding region: 1-1026 (341 amino acids)
Source: RefSeq, a predicted model, not a curated record